Molecule: messenger RNA, 3272 nt
Organism: Rhodamnia argentea
Lineage: Eukaryota; Viridiplantae; Streptophyta; Magnoliopsida; Myrtales; Myrtaceae
Product: pentatricopeptide repeat-containing protein At1g09900-like
Exons: 4
Coding region: 241-2346 (701 amino acids)
Molecular function (GO): protein binding
Source: RefSeq, a predicted model, not a curated record
UCUCCCCCUCUCCCCUACAAGGGCCACAGCAGAACUGCGCUGAGCUCGAGACGCGCGAACCGUGCCACACUGCGACGCACGCCCGUGCCUUCGCUUCUUUUCGUGUCGCCGGCGAUCGUAGGCGGGUUCUUGCGGCCUCCCGUUCAGGUCGUCUGGCUUGUUCCUGAAACGUGUCAGCAUCAGCAGCAGACGAGCACGCCCUUUUCGCCGCUGUGGUCGACGGCGACGGGCCGUUACCUGAUGUUAACGGCCGCUAAUGACGCCAAGCUCCUGUCUUUCUCCAAACCCAUGAUUCUUGCAUUAACUUAUCCGCGAGCAGUUCGAAUUCCCGGAGGUCUUGUGUUCUUUGCGGGCUCAUCCACUUCUUGUGCUCUUCGAGCUGUGGAGCUCGACGAAGCGAGCGAGUCUGGCGACGGUCAUGACUACGCCGAGUCCAAGCAGAGGAUGGAGCGUUUUGCCUCCUUGGGCCAGCUAGGAAGAGCGCUGGAGACGUUGAAUUCGACGGGCUAUUCGCCUGGGAAGCCGACGGUGUAUGAUUACAAUGCCUUGAUGUACCGUUACCUGAAAUCGAGAGACGUGGUUUUGGAGGAGUUGAUUGGAGUGUAUCAUGGAAUGAAGCGUUUUGGCCCUGCACCUAAUGCUCUGACUUUCAAUACGCUUCUCAAUGGAAUGUUGUCUCUUGGGCACUUGAAAAGUGCAUGCUUCGUUGCUCAAGAGAUGUGGGAGUGUGGCUUCUUGCCCUCCUUUAGUUGUUUGUCGAAAUUGUUGAAGAAAUCGCUAGGAUUGGGGAGAUUGGUCGAUGCGCUCGAAGUGUUUGAAUUAAUGCUCAAGUGUGAGUAUCACCCCACUAAGCCCACGUUGAGAUCCUUGAUCUCUAUACUUUGCAAAAGGGGCAUGGUCCAGAAGGCCCAUCAAGUUGUGUCCGCUCUUUUCCGUAGAAAUUGUGUUUGUUGUAUCUACAGUUGUAAUCCGAUUGUCUGGGCCUUGUGCAAGUCUGGACAGAGUUAUAGUGCUCUGGAGUUGUUAUACUGGCUGAAGAAGAGAGGUAUUCAUCCUAAUGUUUGCUCAUACACGGCUUUGGUUUAUGGAUUUAGCAGGGAAGGGUCGUGGGAGGAAGCUUUUCAGUGCUUGGAUGUCAUGAAACACGAUGGAUGCGAAGCUAACGUGAUAACUUAUACUGUAAUUAUAAAGUUCCUUUGUGACGGUGAGCGGAUUAAAGAGGCAUUAGCCCUUCUGUCCAAGAUGGUUCAGGAAGGGUGUUAUCCAGACUUGUAUACAUACAAUAUCAUUCUCCGGGAAUUGAGUCAUCUGGAUAUGAAUGUUUCAGAAGUUUUUUGGAUGAUUGAUGAAAAGGUUCUUUCACCUGACCCGUACACAUAUUCUGCUUUGGCCGGAGGCCUAUCAAAAGUUGGCAGAGUAGGAAUCGCAUGCAAUCUUUUAAGUGAUGCAAUUUCUGCGGGCUGUAGCCUGGAUGUUUGUGCAUAUAAUAUAUACUUACUGUGCCUAUGUCGGACUAAUAAAUCCAAGGAAGCUUUGUCUGCCCUGGAAGAUAUGAUGAGACAGGGGGUUGUUCCAAAUAAUAUUUCGUUCAACACAAUUUUGAGCGGUUUCUGUAACGAAGACAGAAUUGACGAGGCUUUACAUAAUUUAUACCGUUUUGAAUGGAUUGGCAGUGGACCAGAUGUAGUUUCUUUCAAUACUAUUUUGUCUACAGCAUGCAGACGGAGAAACUCUGCAAUGGUUAGAAGGGUCUUGGACCUAAUGGAGUGUGAAGGCAUUAAGCUUGAUGUUGUUGGGUCAACUUGCUUGAUUGAAUAUUAUUGUGAAUCUGGAAAAUUUUCAGAGUCUUUUAAGAUAUUGAAAUCCAUGAUGUGUAAUGGACCCAGACCGACAAUUGUUACCUUGAAUGUGCUUUUGGACAAACUUUGCAAGAAUAAGCUACCUGCAACUGCUCACAGGAUCUUCUGCAGCAUCAGUCAUGGAAUUCUUCCUGAUAUUACCUCAUACAAUAUUCUCCUCAAUGAAUACGUGGAAGAGAAAAAUUAUGCAAUGAUUGGUAAGCUUCUCAUGGAUAUGCAUCAACAGAAACUAAACGCUGAUGUUGUCACAUAUGGUACUGUGAUUAAGCAGUUCUGUGAGGAAGGGAGGAUUUCGGCUGCUCUUCAACUCAGGAAUCAAAUGAUGAAAAAUGGGCUUACUCCAAGUAUUGCAAUCUACAACACCAUAUUAGCUGCCUUGUUUCAGAGAGGGAAGUUAUCAGAUGCUAUUGCAUUAUUAACCACGAUGGUCAAGCCGGCUGUGAGCCCUACAGAUGAGUUUGGAGCUAUCAUUUAUACCAGGCGAUGAAAAAUUAGUGAGCAACACUGUCAGAUAGGGUUACAUUAGCACCUGAAGAUGUUGGAUCCUUGACAUUUCUUGCGCCUUGUCUGAUAGAGUAGCGAUGAAGCUAGAAAGUUGACGUAUGGCAUAUGGGAUAAAAAUGGUCUGUGAAAUCAAAUGAAGCUUCAGGGGAUACAAGAAAAUGACUAUGGAAAGCCUCAACCUAUUUUGGCAAGCCAUUUAUUCCGAAAGAAAGUAACAGCACAUCUUAACACCAUCUUUAAGAGAACAGAGCUAAUAUGCACAUAAGCAAAAUAUGAUGCAGAUCCAUCUCUAGGGCGGAAACCUUCUGUUCCCUUGAAGCUGUUAGAAAAACUGUUACUAGUGGUUUUGCAUUUCUUUUUGUUUGAUUUUCAGGAUUGCAUGUUGUGUUUUAUUGCAUGUUUCUGUGGUGGUUGGAUGCUGCAUAACUUCUGUUGCUUCUUUAAGGAACUUGAGUCUACCUGAUACUUCAAGGGAUAGUUUAAGUGCAUUGACAUACAGCGUUAAAAGCUGGCGUAGUGGUAAGCGUUGUUUCAGAGACUAUUUCUGAGCGCUGUAUAAAUAAGAUUAAUAUGGUACACACUCUGUAAUGAUAUUCAGCAGUUGAAUAGAAAGUCAAUCUUGGUCAUUAAGUGAUCAAUAAUUUCUAACCAUUCUUUUCAUAUUUGAUUUGAAUAUCCAAUUAAAAUAACUGCUGACAUAUUCAACUGUUUACAAAUACGUAGAGGAUUAGUGAACAUGGUUUAGGCUCAUAUCUGGACCUUGACCUCAUUGUACCGAUAAGCAACUAGAUAUUUAUUCAUUCAAAUACAGUAAUAUAGUAAGCGGUAUAACUUAUUGCCGGGGUUCCUCUUUCACUAUUGAUCUGUCACCAUGAUCGCAUGGUGAGCGAGUGCUCCCGAGGUCUUAUC